AUGCCUUUCACCAUUCGCAAAGACCAGGAAAAGACUCAGGAGGAGCACAUUGAGGAGCCCAACAAUUUCGACGUGGAGACCGGCAAAGAAGCGCAGCGCGAUGUGACUAAAGGUAGCGAUCUGGGAGCUGUUUGGCUGGCAACUUAUACCGGAGACAAAAGGAGGGAAAUUACAGAUGAAGAGAAUCAAGAAGUAGUGAAGCGUAUAGAUAGAUUCUUACUCCCAAUCGUUUUCAUCAUUUAUUUUACUCAGCAGCUUGACAAGUCGUCAUUGUCAUUUGCAUCCGUUUUUGGACUCAAAACCGACGCACACUUGGUUGGUCAGCAGUACUCCUGGCUAUCAAGCUUAGUGUACUUUGCUCAGCUCGUGUUUCAGCCCUUGUCCGUCUAUGCUCUUGUCAAGUUUCCCGUGAACGUCUGGAUCUCGAUUUGUUUCUUAGGCUGGGGCGCGUCACUGUGCAUUAUGGCUGCUUUUACCAGCUUCGCAGGAUUAGCCACUUUUAGGUUCAUCCUAGGAGCAUUCGAGUCUUCGAUAAGCCCAAGUAUGCUAGUCGUGGUUUCCAUGUGGUGGACCAGACGAGAGCAGCCUUUGAGGAACAACAUCUGGUACUCUGCCAAUGGAACAGCCACUAUCAUUGGGAGCUUGUUGACCUAUGGCCUGGGUCAUGCCAAGACCUCCAUACACCCAUAUCAGCUUAUCUUCCUAGUUUGUGGAUUAAUUGCUGUCGUGUUAGCUAUACCCACAUUUUUCCUUUUCCCUGGGCAUCCCACCAAAGCACGAUGGCUCAGCGACGAUCAAAAAUAUGUAGCUCUAGAAAGAAUCAGGAUGAACAACACCGGUACUCAAAGCACAACUUUCAAAUGGUCCCAAGUGAAAGAAUGCUUUUUGGACCCCAAGUCUUGGAUCUGCAUGAUCAACAUCUUCUGUAUUUCAUUGGUGUCUGGAGGAAUCACGACGUUCGGACCUCUGAUCCUGCAAGGUUUCGGCCUGACUACUUUCCAAACUAUCCUCUACAACAUGAUUCCUGGAGCAAUAGGAAUUGUUUCGAAUAUCUUAUCGGCAGUAGCUGUUACGUAUUCGAAGAGGAAGCUCCCAAUUUUGCUUAUCACUUCAGCCUUCCCGUUAGCUGCAGCCGCCGCAUUGUACACUUUACCUCGUGGUGUAGAGCACAAGUCAACACUGUUGGGUGUUUAUUUCAUCCUUCAGGUCUACCAAUGCAUAACUCCUAUGUUCUUCAGUUGGCAAUUCGCUAAUACUGCCGGGCAUACCAAAAAGACGACCACCACUGGUAUGAUGUUUGUAGGAUUGACUGUCGGUAAUAUAGUGGGACCUCAAUUAUAUAAAACAAGCGAGUCUCCGUACUAUAAAACCGGUCUCACAGGCAAUCUAAUCGUCCUUUGUAUCAUGUUUGGGCUCAUUAUACUUCAAGCUGUGUAUCUGAAAGCGCUAAAUAAGCGUAACGCGCAGAGAAGAAUAGCCAGUGGAAAAACAGGACCCCAUGUCGAUCUCUCUUUGGAAAAUUCAUCCCGAUGGAAAGAAUUAAGAGAGAAGCAAAGAUCUGGUCAGACCGUCGAGGAUCGCGAAGCUGCCGAUGAAGAGCAACGUGAUCAGGCAUUCAUGGACUUAACCGAUCUUCAAAAUGAGGAUUUCAUUUACUCCCUUUAG
This is a messenger RNA of Kwoniella shivajii, 1665 nucleotides long. RefSeq lists its product as uncharacterized. The record is from RefSeq and is a predicted model, not a curated record. Gene Ontology annotation, biological process: transmembrane transport. The transcript has 14 exons. Gene Ontology annotation, molecular function: transmembrane transporter activity. The coding region runs from base 1 to 1665 and encodes 554 amino acids. Lineage: Eukaryota; Fungi; Basidiomycota; Tremellomycetes; Tremellales; Cryptococcaceae. Gene Ontology annotation, cellular component: membrane.